Molecule: messenger RNA, 717 nt
Organism: Penicillium cataractarum
Lineage: Eukaryota; Fungi; Ascomycota; Eurotiomycetes; Eurotiales; Aspergillaceae
Exons: 1
Coding region: 1-717 (238 amino acids)
Source: RefSeq, a predicted model, not a curated record
AUGGGGAUAGUCGAUGGUCGACGUCGCCUGCUUGAUUUGCGCCAUAAGAGAGCAGAAUCAACCAUCUCACUUGCAAACACCCAGCCUUCGAGCAUAUCCGAUCAAAACUCAACGCCAGGAUCCACAAGCUGGUUUCGGGUUCCCAAAAAGGGAAUCAAUCUGACAUCUGUCAAUGAAGAGAUAGAGGAGCUUCUAAAGACACAAAAUCACAUCACUACUCAGCUCCACGAGGCCCAGCGCCUUCGUCAGCUCAAAAAGCCCGUGUUAGAUCCGACUGAGAUGACUUGGAUUGACGGCACAAUCUCAGAUAUUGAGGAAGCCACUCGUGAUGUUGCCAUCUUUCUAGAGCCGGCGCGUGUCGAGAAAGCGACCAGUAAUGGGAAACUCAGUCUGGGGACGCAGAUCCGCUGGGCGUAUCGGGACGGCCAGCGAGCCCGGGAUAAAAAGCAUCGCCUCCUAGCAUGCCAUUCUAGUUUGAUGGCGGUUUUGGCCCAUCUACAGCGAGUGACUCUCCCAGAGGCGACUACCAUACAUGAGCUGGGAGCGGAAAUGUCGACAAAGGGUGCGAUCGCUAGCUCUCUAAGCCUCCAGAGCUCUGUCGACGGUUUCUAUCAGUCCAGGGAAGGCAAGCAGGACACUGUAUCCUCAGUGUCUCUGAAUAGAGAGAUGUCCGAUCUACUGGCAUGGCGUCGAUCCAAGGGGACUAACACUUCAUGA